Molecule: messenger RNA, 1594 nt
Organism: Astrephomene gubernaculifera
Lineage: Eukaryota; Viridiplantae; Chlorophyta; Chlorophyceae; Chlamydomonadales; Astrephomenaceae
Source: the annotation of a GenBank genome assembly
GCCAACCUUAGACAGAACAAUAGUACUUUGUAUACAAGACGUUAUAUUACGUUAAAGCAAUUAUACAGGGCAACUUGCGGUAUGCUUCGUGGUGUCUGUAUGCAAGCGUUUCAGUGGACGACUCGCAGCAGGCAUCUUCCCUCUAGGUUUUAUAACAACGCCAAUCCAGUACGAUCUAUCAAUUGCACCUCUGCCACAAUUAGCACUGGCAGCAGCAGCAUAGGCGUGGCUAGCGUCGGUGUCACGGGCGGCAUGGAGGUGGUCCGCGUGCCCUGCCUCUCUGACAACUACGUGUGGCUGCUGCGCGAUGAGGCCAGCGGACGCACAGCGGUGGUGGACCCGGCGGAGGCUGCGCCCGUGAUGCAGGCCCUGGAAAGCAGGGGCUGGUCCCUAGACGCCAUCCUCAACACCCACCACCACGCCGACCACGUGGGCGGCAACCGGGCGCUCAAGACAGCCUUCCCGGCGGCAUCCAUCGUGGGGCCGCGGGCGGACCGAGACCGCAUACCCGGCAUCGAGGUGCAGGUCGGCGACGGCGAUGUGUGGCACUUCGGCAGCCAGCGUGUGGAGGUGUUUGACACGCCGGGGCACACCCGGGGACACAUCACCUACUGGAUGCCGGGGGCGGACGCGCUGUUCCCGGGUGACACGCUGUUCGCGCUGGGUUGCGGUCGGCUGUUCGAGGGCUCUCCUCAGCAGAUGUGGGCCUCCCUCUCCAAGCUGCUGCCCCUGCCCGACACCGCGCGCGUCUACUGCGCACACGAGUACACGGCGGCCAAUGCGCGGUUCGCGGUAACGGUGGACCCGGGCAAUGCGGCGCUGAAGGAGCGGAAGGCGCGGGUGGACGAGGCGCGAGCGCGGGGCGAGGCUACCGUGCCCAGCCUGCUGGGGGAGGAGCGGGCCACCAACCCCUUCCUGCGCCCGCACGACCCAGCCAUCCGGCAGCAGCUGGGCUUGGGCGCGGCGGCCGAGGACUGGGAGGUGUUUGCAGCCGUGCGGGCCGCCAAGGACCGCUUCUGAGGCUGUGGUUGGGGUGCGGGUGCGGGUGCAGGGAGAUUGAGGUGCAGGGAGGCCCGACGAGCGCCUGCAUGCGGCCAUGCCAGGGAGAGCUGGUAUAGGGCGGCUGACAGGAUGGCUUAAGGAACUGGCCGCGAGUCCAAACGUGCUGUGCGACCUGUGCGACCUGUGCGCAAGGAGGGUUGAGAAGAGGUCGGGCAGGUGUCGUGUCCAUGUUGCCUAGUGCAGAUGCACGUGAUUACCAGGAUAACCGCAUGGCGCAGGGCUGAUGCCCUGUGGGUUAUGUACUUGUACCCGGGGCCCUCUCCUCACAGGCCUUCCCAGGUACCUGGCUCGUUCAGGCCUUGCGGGGUCGCAGCUUCUGCCGCGGAAGAGCGCUCUCGCCUUGUGAGCUUCACAACACAACACGAUUUUGUUCAAGUUCCGGUCUCCAUGCGUGAAACGAGGGUCGGCACGAGAUGACUGGGUGCGGUAACUCCUAGUAAAGUCUACAUCCGAACAACAAAAAGGCGGCAAACCGGUAUGCAACAACAAUUUUCCGUCAACCUUAUAAAGUGACCUACACACGAAGUGACUG